AUGCGACUCCGAUGCUCUCAUUGUUACGAGUCAAAAUACAGCCAGUUUACAUCCAUCAGCUACCGAUGGGAUCUUGCCGAUUACAGAGAAGCUACGGCUACAUUCAACGCCUGGGAGGAUGGGAAAUGCACAAAGGUCCCGGUGCCGAUAGUCAGGAAUGGACAGGUCAAGACAAUCAUGAAUACUGAUCUCUUCUUCUUUGAUAAAGCCAACGCUCGCUCUGACGGGGGUCAAUGGGAACCAGAAAAUGUGGCGAAGACAUAUGGCUCUGGUGGGAAGAUGUUAUGUUUGCUCAACAACAAAGAUCGCAGAAUCAUAGACUAUAAUCGCGAGGAUUCCAUUCAUCAAGCUCCUCGCGACCGCGGUUCUUAUACUGACAGCCCCUAUGGCAAACAGGAGCGCGCCUUUGGCUAUUCGCACUUGGAUUCUUCCAAAGUCAGGUUUAUUGGCCCUGAUGGUAGAGAUUUGGGCAAUAUAGAAGUCACGGGUUUGAUAAAGGAGGACCGCAACAUUUACGGCAAACUCGCUGCGUCUGGGAAUAUCCUGCCUGGCUGCAAUAACCCACGUCAGGCUAUGGAGAAGAUCACAGAGAUUACCAACUCUCAGUCCAUCAAACUCGGUAGCACAAGUGGGAAAUACACCUCAGCAUUUCAUGUCCACAUUUCCCAUUUCUAUGCCCAUGCCAGCAAUGCCAGCACCAGCAUCGGACAUUAUGUUAUCAGCCACGAUGGCACAAAGAAGAAUUGA
Molecule: messenger RNA, 747 nt
Organism: Talaromyces amestolkiae
Lineage: Eukaryota; Fungi; Ascomycota; Eurotiomycetes; Eurotiales; Trichocomaceae
Exons: 2
Coding region: 1-747 (248 amino acids)
Source: RefSeq, a predicted model, not a curated record